This is a messenger RNA of Cyprinus carpio (common carp), 5693 nucleotides long. RefSeq names its product protein FAM193A-like. Bases 261 to 4817 code for a protein of 1518 amino acids. The transcript has 24 exons. NCBI's taxonomy places the organism in Eukaryota, Metazoa, Chordata, Actinopteri, Cypriniformes, Cyprinidae. The record is from RefSeq and is a predicted model, not a curated record.
UCUAAAACUCAAUUUCCCAUAAGCCUAAAGCGCAUCAUACGCUAUGGCGUCAUGGCGUUAACGCCAUUGGCCAAUUCCUGUUGAGUCGGCCAUAUUGGAAUUUGAAGUCUGCUAUACUGUGAGUAAGUCGGCAGGCUCUUAGAUUAUAUCCCUCAAAAACAGUUCACUUUACCUGUAUUCGCAGCGCCGGAGCCUGGCAUUGCACCCGAGAUCCUGCUGUUUGUAGACGGAGCGCUGUCUGUGUAUUUCGUGGUGUAGAAAUGAGUCCUACAGACGCUAAACGCGGAGCGAAGCGCAGAAAGAAUAAGCGGGGCGGCGGCGCAGGGAAGGCCGGAGCUCCGCCAACACCCUCCAGCAGCAGCGCACACGGAGACCCGAGCACCAUCCCUAGCCUCAACGGAGAGGUCCCAGUCAAUGGUGCUCCACAGUUUUCAGAAGGGCCAGUAAACGCUGACUUCUCAGGAGUCCUUCAGACCCCGUUCACUUUCGGGGUGAACCAGAGGGCCCCCUACACCACAGGUGACCGUUGCCUGCUGUGUCGCAGUGAGCGCAAGGACAGCGUCUCCCAGGACAUGGGAGGAUCCAGUCCGAAUGGCACAGCCCAGUCGCCUAAAUCUUCCAGCGCCCUUCAGUUGCCUCUGUACGUCUGCUCUGACUGCAAACGCACUGUGGAGAACGAUGAUCGUCAGCCCCCUCUCGACCAGUCUCUGUUGAAUCAGGACUUCUUAUUGCACAUGCCAGUGGGUAAUGGCGGUUUGUCCCAGGAGCCCUUGGGGGCCGGAGGGAGACUGACAGUCAGUGCUCCUACGCUGCCUGCUCCAGAUCUCAGCGCUCCCCUCACUGCAGACACUGUGUGUAGCUGUGAGGCCUGUUAUGAGCGGAGGGAGAUCACGGCUGAGUCAGAACGGGAGUCACAACAACUUCAGAAUCACUGGUCUGAGGUCAGAUACCUGGUCCGGUGCAUUUACCGGCAGACUGGGACUCCACUGGCUGAUGAUCAGGAUCAGCCUCUUGACCGGGACAAAGAGAGCAUGAAGGAACUCGUUGACAGGCUUUGUGAGAAAGACCCCUACCAGUUGUACCAGCGUCUGGAACAGCAGGCAAGGGAGUACGUCUUAGAGAUGAAAGUACGGCUACUCAAGCACCUGUCCACAGGCUCAAAGGCACCCGGUGUAACGUCUCAGGGGCCUCCACAGGCCCACCAGUUCAUCUCACUGCUGCUAGAGGAGUAUAACGCGCUCUGCCAGGCGGCCCGCACCAUCAGCAGCUUCCUGCUCACCCUGGAGAAUGAACAUUUGCAGAAGUUUCAAGUGACAUGGGAGCUCCACAAUAAACACCUUUUUGAGAACUUGGUUUUCUCUGAACACAUCCUGCACAACAGUCUACCUGCCUUAGUGGCCCAGCUCAGGCAGGGCACAACAUCCCAUGAUUCUUACAGUGAAGAUAUGUACCGUACACUGCUGGAGAGAUACCAUCAGCUCGACCAGGAGAUGAGUGCAGUGGCUCUUGAAUGGCUGGAGUGUGAGAAGAGGAUUGAUGAUUAUGUUGAUGAGCAGUUGCUUUUCAAGGUUGAAGGUCAGAAUCUCACAAAUCAAAGGACAGAACCACACAAGUCUUUAAUCAAUAGAAAUAUGUCUUUAAGAACCAAGCAGCGGAUGCUCAAAGAAGAUGCAGAGAUCUUCAAACAGAAAAGAUUUUUUGAAGAGCAGUUCCUCCCGAACAGUAAAAAGUCUCUGGGUGGUGACAGUAAGUUCACAGACACAGUGAAACAGAUGCUUUCAUCCAGACUGAGUAUCCCCGACUGUCCCAACUGCAACUACAGACGGAGAUGCACCUGUGAUGACUGCAGCCUGUCUCACAUCCUGACCUGUGGCAUCAUGGAUGCUCCUAUGGCAGAGGAUCUGCAUCUAAAGCUGCCCCUGCAGGCAGAGCCUCCCCGGGACUACCUGUCAGAGGUCCAUCCCCCCAGCAUGUCAUCGGGCAGCUCAGGGUCCGGCUCGGCCCCAGGCUCCCCCAUCACCAUCCAUCAGCACCCACGCCUCAUCCUGCCACAGGAUGGCGCUACCACAUUCGAUGAUGAAGUGUCUCCGUUGUCUGCCAUCUAUCCUCUCAGUGGAUACGAAGACUCCGCGGUGGUGGCCAGCAUUAAUGGCAUUCACACUCAGCUCAGUGGAGGAGAAGAGAGCUUGACCCUUAAAGAUAAAUCUUCACGGGGGAGCAGCAGCAGUAGCAGUUCCUCUGAAGGUGAUGAGGAGGAGAGGGAGAGUGGUGGGGAGCCUUCAGGCCACAAGAAGUCACUCUCUGGAGGGAAAAAUGACUGUCCGCCUCCGUCAUACCCUCAUACACAGGUGGAUCAGGUACAGCAUCCGUGCGAGUGUCAUGUGUGCAAUCAGGGCAACGGGGACAGCGGCACCUCCGGCCUGAGCUCCACUUGUCUGCCUACCAGCAGGCUGCAUGCAGGGGGUCACCAGUUCUUCUCAGAGAAGACGGCAGCCCACCCCGCCCUCCACCUCUACCCCCACAUUCACGGCCAUCUACCCUUACACAACCUCUCCCACCUGCCCAGACCACUGCUGCCCACUCUCUACUCCACCCCUCCGCUCACACACAGCAAGACUCUCCCUCCCACCCCUACGUCCAGUCACACAGGCGGAAAGCAGCAAGUGUUCAACCCCACCCUUCCGGAGCACGUCUAUCAGAGCUGCUUCAACACAGCGGGGGACUGGAACGGCUCUUUGCCAUGUCCCUCGCUCAAACUAGAGAACCUCUGGGACACGCACAUGAUGAAGAACUGGAAUCCUUCUGUGCUGCUCCAGGAGCCCCUACCUGGCGACAUGCUGGGCCCUCCCCUUCCCGACGUGCCCCUUCUCUCCUCCAGUUUGGAUCACAAUGUCAAUCCCCACCCUGCCCCGGAUGGCAAAGAGAAGAAGAACGGCGCCAAGAAAAAGUGUCUCUUCAACUACCAAGAUGCCUUCAUGGAGGCGAGUGAAGUGGUGAUGGCCACCUCCUCCGUCUCCAGUACCGCCACCACUGUCCAGUCGAAUGAAGUUUUCCAUAAUUUAGGUAAAGAGGACCAUAGACAUCCCACUCCUGUUGCUCCUAGGAAUAGUCCCACUAGUCUCACAUCUCUCCCCCCUCUCAACGGAACCUCACAUCCUUCUUCCCCCAACACACAUCUACCCAGUAUAGGCACCCAGUCCUUUUCAAAGACUGUAACUCAGACUCCAGGCUUCAUGGACGUCCAUCAGGGUCUGUGCUUGUCAUCUGGUGAGCAGCAAGCUGCCCCGAUCGAUGGUUUAGUCAGUGGUCCAAAUAGCGUAUGCAGUGAUCCAGACUGUGAGGGUCAUCGCUGUGAAGGGAACAGAGGCUACGAGCACCAGCCAUAUGAAGGAGAGGAGAGCCAAGAUGAGGACAGCAGCUCGGAGCACAGCUCCUCCACCUCCACCUCCACCAAUCAGAAAGAAGGAAAGUACUGUGACUGCUGCUACUGUGAAUUCUUCGGUCAUGGAGGGCCCCCUGCCGCACCCACCAGUAGGAACUAUGCAGAGAUGCGGGAGAAGUUGCGACUCAGACUGACCAAACGGAAGGAGGAACAGCCUAAAAAAGAAGAUUUGCUGCUGGAGCGGGAUGGGGUGGAGGACCAUCGCAAGGUAGAGGACCUGUUACAGUUCAUCAACAGCGCAGACAACAAACCAACCAGUAGCUCCAAAGCAGCCAAACGUGCCCGUCACAAACAGAAGAAGAAAUCGAGACUCAUCAGACCAGGCGAACAUUUUUUUCCAGUCUUCAGCUGUCCAAUUUUGCUGGAGGAGAAAGCCCGUCUAGAGGCAGAGGCUCGGGAACUGGAAGUGCAACAGCAACUUCUGAAGGAACAGAGGAGGCGGCAGCAGGAGGAGGAGGCGGCACUGAAGCAGGAGCUGCUUCGUCUGCAGGAAAUGCAGCAGUUGCGGGCAUCUAAGAAGAAAAAGAAAGACAAUAAAAUCAAGGAUUUAACCAAGUCUGAAAAUCCUUCUCUCGUUCCAACAACCAACAACCCUAAGCCUCUUCAGCAGACAGCUCAGAGCGUUUUAGAAAAAAACAUGCAGAAUGGCAAAACACAGCUACUGCACAAUCUCAUCCGUCUCAGUCCUAAGGAGCCUCAUCUAGAACCUGAAUCCCUCACAUGUGGGAAGAAUGGCCCAUUGCAACAACCAGGCCCAAAGACUUGCAGAGACAGACCUUCAGAGCCUCCUGGCCUCCAGAAUGGCACCUCCUCCCACCCAGAGUCCUCCCAAACCAAGGUCAAACCCAAACAGCAAGCAAACGGCUCCAAACCCAACGGUGAGGCCACAAAAAGGCCAGCUGAGACCUCCAAAGCUCCAGAGCCUCUCAAAGCCGGGAACACAGCCAGCCCUCAAACUGACGCCAAAGCCAAGCAGAAAGCUUCUGACGAGUCAGUGACUGAGAUCAAGAGGGAAGAGAGGACAAAUGGGAAAAAGCCACAGAAUGGAGGGAAAGACGAGAGGAACUCUCCUGUUAUUGAAUCUUCAGCUUUAGACCCUCCUCAGCAGAACGGCAAAGUCCAAAACGAGUCCCCUCAACCCAAAAGCAAACCCAAGAAGAAUAAGAAGAAAAAAGCAGACAAGACGAAUAACUCAAUAGAUGAUGUAUUUCUGCCCAAAGACAUUGAUUUGGACAGUGUAGACAUGGACGAGACCGAACGUGAGGUGGAAUAUUUCAAAAGGUUCUGCUUAGACUCCGCACGACAGACAAGGCAGAGGUUGUCCAUCAACUGGUCCAAUUUUAGCUUGAAGAAGGCCACGUUUGUUGCCCACUAAUGGGUCUUCCUUUCAAAAGACAAUGGCAGGAAUCGAUAAGUGUUCCUCCGGUUUCUUCUCUCUCCCGUGUUUCUACAGACAGACUGCUGACCCCAGUGCUGCUAUGCUUCACCUGCUCCUCCGGUCUCCAUUAUCCAUGCCACCUUGCCUUGUCCUUGUUGCUGUGGGUUCCUCAAAGAACCCAAAAUGGGCUUGUAUUCCUGCAGUACUUCUGGAGAGAAAAAAAGAGCAAAGUCAAAAAACAACCACAAAAUGCUACUCUAUAAGUUUAUCCCUAUUAUUUUGGUUUCCCUUUUCUUCUUUUAAAAAGCGUGUGUGCUUUUUGUCAGUGAGUGGGCCGUUUCCUUUAGGUCUGUGCCAUGUUCUGGGUUUUCUGUGGCUUUAUGUACAUUAAGAUGAAGGCACUGCAAAAGACAUGCUUCAAGAAAAAAAAAAGAUGAAUAUGAAAAAAAACAUCCCUUUAUUCAGAUCUGCUGUGGCUUUGCUCACCUUUGCACCUCGCACUGCACUUCCUCACUACUCAAGAGAAUCGGACUGGUCAGCUUCACGUCAUUGCCCCCAAUCUCUCCCUUUAUUGGGAGAACGGCUAAUACUUGACAAUGUUCACAUCGGUUUUUCAUUUAAAAAUGUUCAGUGUAACAACUGUGUUCAAGUUACCAUUUUUUGUUUUGUUUUUCUUUUUCCAACUUGUACCAAGCUUGUAUCAGAAUACUUUCAGAAUUGAAUCGAAAAGAACAAUACUCACUCUAUCAAUCUGUUAUAGAGUGUAUAUUGUAUUAACACUGAAGCCGGACUGGCUACUUUUUAACAUAUUGUUAAGUAAUAUUAAAAUCUUGUCUUUCUUUUUGAAAGAUGGAAUACAGUAGAGUGGCAGGA